Diorhabda sublineata is the source of this 6845-nucleotide messenger RNA. Its product is annotated as zinc finger protein 208-like. The transcript has 7 exons. Gene Ontology annotation, biological process: regulation of transcription by RNA polymerase II. Gene Ontology annotation, molecular function: RNA polymerase II cis-regulatory region sequence-specific DNA binding; DNA-binding transcription factor activity. The record is from RefSeq and is a predicted model, not a curated record. Bases 411 to 6695 code for a protein of 2094 amino acids. NCBI's taxonomy places the organism in Eukaryota, Metazoa, Arthropoda, Insecta, Coleoptera, Chrysomelidae.
UUGGUUCAAGGUGUCAACUUGUCAAAUUUUAGACUCUAGUAUUGCAAAUGUGUAAUCUUAGAUUCAGUCUUUGUCUUUGACGUAACAAAAUUGGAUUGUGUGGUGUAGACCGUCCUCUUCCCUGUAAGAGUAUUUUUUGCUGAUUACUCUCCGAGCAAUCAGAUCAUGAUCGGUUUAAUCAUUUGUUCCAAGGUUUUAAUAAAAUGAGUAUACGUCACAUGACAUUCCCCCUUGAGGCAUGUUUUGUGGUAUGCGUUUUCUAUGGUUUUGAUUAACUGAGGUUAUGUGUUUUUAUCUGUAUUUAGAAAGAUGUUCUAAAGGAAUAUGUCGAUUAUUACUAAAUUUUUUUAAUAACUAAAUUCAUAUAAUCAACAAAAUCGGAAAUGUAGCAACAGUUUAUUAACACAGAAAUGAAUGUUAAGGAAGAAAUGGAUAUCCAUGAUGAUUUUCUAUCGAAUAUCGAUGUAAAACAAGAAUUAUUUGACGAAAUAUCUACUCUAAAAAUUCAAAAUACAAAUGAACAAAUAUAUGCAAUUUAUUCAAUCAAACAAGAAACAAAAGAUGACUUGAAUACAGAUAAAAUAUUUCAUAACAACGUGAAAGCAUUUAGUGAAAGAAAAAGGAACAUUCUUACUUCACCCAACAUAAGAAACAAACUAAAAUAUUUAAAAGUUGAUCAUGGAAAGCGAACUAAAUCAAAAGUUGCAGGACUGAUAAAAAAACGAAAAAAUAUUCAACCAAAUGCUACGAGGUUAGUGAUAUGUGUAUAUUGUGGGAAUUUAUACACCAAACAAGUAGAAUUGUUAUGCCAUUUACAAAUGAAUCAUUGGAUAGAAGGGAAAAAAAUAUAUAAUACUAAAAUUGACCAUAAAAGUAAAAGUGAUAUUUGCAUUAUGGGAAAUCUUGAUAUAAAAGAUGAAGUUGAUAUAGUUGAACAUAAAUUGAAAGUGGAGUUGCAAGAAACCAGGGAUCAGUUAGAUUUUACUGAUAAUUUGAUCCCAUGUGUGAAUGAGGUUUCAGAACCAUUCCAUAGGAGCAUUUGCAUAAAAUCAUUCCCAGAUAAAUUUCAAACAGAAGAAAAGCUAUUUAAAUGUUACCUUUGUAUGAAAUCUUUUGCAUGGAAAAGUAGUUUGAUUACUCAUUUACAAAGUCACACAGGUAAAAAACCAUUCAAUUGUGACAUUUGUAUGAAAACUUUUUCACAGAGAAGUGAUUUGAAGAGACAUUUGCGUAGUCAUACAGGAGAAAAGCCAUUUAAAUGUGACAUUUGUUGGAAAUCAUUUUCUGAUAAAAGUAAUUUAAUUAAACAUACACGUAAUCAUACAGGGGAAAAACCAUUCAAAUGUGACAUUUGUAUGAAAUCAUUUCCAUAUAAAAUUAGUUUAAGCAAACAUUUGUCUAAGCAUACAGGAGUAAACGCAUUUAAAUGUGACAUUUGUUUGAAACCAUUUUCUCACAAAAGUAAUUUAAAUGUACACAUGCAUAAACACAUAGGGGAAAAGCCAUUUAAAUGUGACAUUUGUUUAAAAGCAUUUUUUCAUAAAAGUAAUUUAAAUAUACAUAUGCGUAGUCACACUGGAGAAAAACCAUUCAAAUGUGACAUUUGUUUGAAAGUUUUUUCACAAAUGAGUAGUUUGAAUAUACAUUUGCGUGGUCAUACAGGGGAAAAACCAUUCAAAUGUGACAUUUGUUUUAAAACUUUUACAAGGAUAAGCGGUUUGAAAAUACAUUUGCAUAGUCACACAGGAGAAAAACCAUUCAAAUGUGACAUUUGUUUGAAAACUUUUUCAGAGAUGAAUAGUUUAAACAAACAUUCUGUUGUGCAUACAGGAGAAAAACCAUUCAAAUGUGAUAUUUGUUCAAAAUCUUUCUCACGGAAAAGUAGUUUAAAUGUACAUUUGCGUAUUCAUACAGGAAAAAAGCCAUUUAAAUGUGAUAUUUGUAAGAAAUCUUUCACACAUAAAAGUAGUUUGAAUAUACAUUCACAAAGUCACACGGGUGAAAAGCCAGUCAAUUGUCAGGUUUGUUUGAAACCAUUUUCUCAUAAAAAUAAUUUAAAAGUACAUAUGCUAAAGCACACUGGGGCAAAGCCAUUCAAUUGUGACAUUUGUUUAAAAUCAUUUUCUCAUAAAAGUUAUCUAAAAAUACAUAAGAGUAGUCAUACAGGAGAAAAGCCAUUCAAAUGUGAAAUUUGUUUAAAAUCUUUCUUACAGAAAUGUGGCUUGAAUAAACAUUUGCUCAGGCACACAGAAGAAAUACAACGUCACGAAAAUUUCUUUAUAAUGGACGUGAAACCAGAAAUAGAAGAUGCUCUCAUUAAAGAGGAAAAAUUUGAUAUCGAAGAACUUGAUAUCAAACAGGAGAAUGACAAAUUUUUACAACAAACAUGUGAUAAUGUUAAAAUGAAAAUGAAGAAGAUGAUUUAUAACGAAGGCUUAGAGUGUAAAUUGGAAACAGGGUUGUUAAAAGAUGAAAAACGCCUGAACACAAAUACUAUUUCUGGGAUUGUGAUUUGUGGGUUUUGUGGAAAUCUAUACACAAAACAAGUAGAAUUCCAUUACCAUUUUUCAACAAAUCAUUUCAUGAAAAGACGUAAUUUAUUUAAGAUGACGUUUCUGGGAAAAAAUAGAAGCUGCAUUAAAAAACGAAAUAGAAUUUCAAGGAAUAUGAAUGAAGAUGUCAAAAAUGGAAUUGAUCUACUAGAAGAUGAAUUAAAAAUAGAGUCGCAGGAAACUAAGUGUAAAUUCAAUACUGAUAAAAAGCCGUUCGAAUGUAAUAUUUGUAUCAAAUCGUUUAUGACAAAACAAUUGUUGAAAUUGCACUUGUUUUGUCAUACAGGUGAAAAACCAUUCAAAUGUGACAUUUGUUUAAAAACUUUUACAUUGAAACGUAGUUUGAAAAUUCAUUUGCGUGGUCACACAGGAGAAAGGCCAUUCAAAUGUGAUGUUUGCUCAAAAACUUUUUCACAAAAAAAUAGUUUAACCACACAUUUGCGUGGUCAUACAGAUGAAAAACCGUUCAAAUGUGACAUUUGUGUAAAACAGUUUUCAGAAAAAGUAUCUUUAAUAGGACAUGUUUGUAGUCACACUGCGGAAAAACCAUUCAAAUGUGACAUUUGUUUAAAGACUUUUGCAUUCAAAAGCAGUUUGAAUACUCAUUUAGGUAGUCAUACUGGAGACAAACCAUAUAAAUGUGACAUUUGUUUGAAAAGUUUUCCACUGAAAAGUAGUUUGAAAAUUCAUUUGCUCAACCACAAAGGAGUAAAGCCAUUUAAGUGUGACAUUUGUUUGAAAACAUUUUUAAUGAAAGGUAAUUUAAACACACAUCUACGUACUCAUACAGGAGAAAAACCAUUCAAAUGUAACAUUUGUUUCAAGAGUUUUUCAUGGAAAACGAAUUUAUUGUCACAUUAUAUCAGUCACACAGGAGAAAAACCAUUCAAAUGUGAUAUUUGUUUGAAAAAUUUUACAUUGAAAAAUAGUUUGAAUACACAUUUGCGUAUUCACACGGGGGAAAAACCAUUCAAAUGUGACGUUUGUCCAAAAACUUUCUCACAACAAAAUAGUUUAACCACACAUUUGCGUUACCAUACUGGGGAAAAGCCAUUUAAAUGUGAUAUUUGUUUAAAACAGUUUUCAGACAAAGUAUCUUUAACAAGACAUGCUCGUAGCCACACCGGGGAAAAACCAUUCGAAUGUGACAUUUGUUUAAAAAAAUUUUCAGUAAAAGUAUCUUUAACACGACAUGUUCGUAGUCACACUGGGGAAAAACCAUUCAAAUGUGAUGUUUGUUCAAAAACUUUUACACAAAAAAAUAAUUUAACCAAACAUUUGCAUUAUCAUACAGGGGAAAAGCCAUUUAAAUGUAACAUUUGCUUCAAACAGUUUCCAGAAAAAGUAUGUUUAACAAGACAUGUUCGUUGUCACACUGUAGAAAAACCGUUCAAAUGUGAUAUCUGUUUGAAAAGUUUCACAAUGAAAAGUAGUUUGAAUACUCAUUUGCUUAGUCACACGGGAGAAAAACCAUUCAAUUGUGAUGUUUGUUCAAAAAAAUUUUCACAAAGAUAUAGAUUAACUACACAUUUGCGUUAUCAUACAGGGGAAAAGCCGUUCAAAUGUGACGUUUGUUCUAAAACUUUUUCACAAAAAAAUAGUUUAACCACACAUUUGCUAAUUCACACAGGAGAAAAACCAUUCAAAUGUGAUAUUUGUUUGAAAACUUUCACAUUAAAAACUGGUUUGAAUACUCAUUUGAGUAUUCACACAGAAGAAAAACCAUUCAAAUGUGACAUUUGUUUGAAAAAUUUCACUUUAAAAAGCAGUUUGAAUACACAUUUUCGUAUUCACACAGGAGAAAAACCAUACAAAUGCGACAUUUGUUCGAAAAGUUUUCCACGGAAAAGUAAUUUGAAAAUUCAUUUGCACAAACAUGAAGGGGGAGAGCCGUUCAAAUGCGACAUUUGUUUUAAACCGUUUUCACAGAAAGCUAGUUUAAAUUCACAUCUACGUACUCAUACAGGGGAAAAACCAUUCAAAUGUGACAUUUGCUUGAAAACAUUUUCAUGGAAAACAAAUUUAGUAACACAUUCUCUCAGUCACACAGGAGAAAAACCGUUCAAAUGUAACAUUUGUUUGAAAACUUUCGCAUUUAAAAGUAGUUUGAAUAAACAUUUGCUCAAUCACACGGAGGGGAAACCAUUCAAAUGUGACAUUUGUUUAAAAACUUUUUCACAAAAAUAUAAUCUAACCACACAUUUGCGUUAUCAUACAGGGGAAAAGCCAUUCAAAUGUGACAUUUGCUCGAAACAGUUUUCAGUAAAAGUAUGUUUAACACGACAUAUGCGUAUUCACACAGGGGAAAAACCAUUUAAAUGUGAUAAUUGUUUGAAAACUUUUUCAUGGAAAACCAAUUUAGUAAAACAUUCUCUCAAUCAAUUUCCUCUGAUGAUGAUACAACUAAAGUCGCCGGCGACAACGACAAUUGAUCAAAUUAUUACCUCACUAGAAGACACCAAUGUUUCAUCUACAUAUAAAAUGGAUUUGGAGGUAAAAGUUGUGAAUGGAGAAAUCGAUAAUCAAAAUGAUUUUUCUUGUUAUAUCGAUAUUAAACAAGAAAUGAGUGACGAUGUUUCGGAGAGCCCUUUUCAAAAUGUAAAUACUAAUAUUAUUAAACAAGAAAUAAAUGAUGAACUAAAUCAAAUGAAAAUAUUCGGAGAAUCUAUUGUUGCAGUCAAAACAGAGAGUAAUACACGCAAUAUCCGAAAAAGAAUUACAUAUUUUAAAAAUAAUUAUGGAAUGCGAAAUAAAUCAAAAGGAUUUCUGAUAAAUGGACAACACCUAAAUCUAGAUACUAUUGCUGGGAUUAUGAUCUGUAAGUUUUGUGGAAAUUUAUACACAAAACUUGAGGAAUUUGUUUGCCACUUUUCUACAAAUUAUUAUAUGAACAAGAAGAAAUUACAGAGUAAAAUAAAGUUUAAAAAUAAAUAUCUAUGUUGCAGAAGAAAGCAACUAACUGACUCUGCGGAUUCUAAAACUCAUAACAAAAAUGAUAAAAAUGAAAUUGAAAUAGUUGAAUAUGAUUUGAAAGAGGAUAAAGAUACCAGAGUAACUGGUAGUUUUGAGAUAAGUUCAAGUGACGGUCAAAAAUUGGAGAUUGGACAUUUAUUUACUCACAAUGAAGAAAAGUCACUCAAAUGUGACUUUUGUUUAAAAACUUUCUCAAAGAAAACUCUAUUAAAAUCACAUUUGCGUAUUCACACUGGAGAAAAACCAUUCAAAUGUGAAAUUUGUUCAAAAACUUUUUCUUGGAAAAAUAAUCUGAAUGCACAUUCUCGUAUUCACACAGGAGAAAAGCCAUUCAAGUGUGACAUUUGUUUGAAAACUUUUUCACAGAAAAAUAAUUUGACUACGCAUUUGCAUAGUCACACAGGAGAAAAGCCAUUCAAAUGUGAUAUUUGUUCUAAAAAUUUUCCACGGAAAACUCAAUUGAAUACACAUUUGAUAAGUCACACAAAAGAAAAGCCAUUCAAAUGUGAAAUUUGUUUAAAAACUUUUUCACAUAAAAAUAAUUUAAAUUUGCAUUUAAAUAGUCACACAGGAGAAAAUCAGUUCAAAUGUGACAUUUGUUUCAAAAGUUUUCCAAGAAAAUCUCAAUUGAAUAUACAUUUGCUAAGUCACACAAAAGAAAAGCCAUUCCAGUGUGACAUUUGCUUUAAAAGUUUUUCACAGAAAAAUAAUUUGAAUACACACUUGCGUAGUCACACAGGAGAAAAGCCUUUUAAAUGUGAUGUUUGUUCAAAAUCAUUCACCCAGAAAUGUCAUUUGAAUGAGCAUUCACGUAGUCACACAGGAGAAAAGCCAUUUAAAUGUGAUAUUUGUUUAAAAACGUUUACACAGAAAUGUCAUCUGUUUGAACACCUACGUAGUCACACAGGGGAAAAACCUUUCAAAUGCGACGUUUGUUUGAAAACUUUUUCAUGGAAAAAUAAUCUGAAUGCACAUUUGCGUAUUCACACAGGUGAAAAGCCAUUCGAAUGUGUCAUUUGCUUGAAAACUUUUUCACAGAAAUGUCACUUGAUUGAGCAUUUCCGUAGUCAUACAGGAGAAAAGCCAUUUAAAUGUGACGUUUGCUUAAAAACUUUUUCGCAGAAAAAUAAUUUGAAUACACAUCUACGUAGUCACAUAAAAGAAAAGUGAUUAAAAUAUGAAACAGAAAAUCAUUUGAAUCGGAUUUUUUUAUUGAUAUGGCUCUAGUGGCCAAACUUUUUAUCGUUCAAUUGAAAUAUUUAUAUCAACAUUUGUCACAAAAUCGGGUAUUAUAUUUAAUUUUUUUUAUUGUUUAUUGAA